AUGCCAGACCCAACAUCUCCGACUAAGGAAGAGAUCGAGGAGAAAAUGGCGGAUAUCCUCGCGCGUAUCGCCAAGGAACAGAAGAGCAUAGACGCUUUAAAAGCCAUCAGACUGGCUACCAAGAACGCAGAUGUCCUACGAAAGACCGAUGCGGAGGAACGCGAAGCAAGAAAGAGUCUCGAGUACUUUCACAGUACACUUGAAGACCUCAAACAGAAACGUGAUUCGUUGGCCAGAAAUGCUAACAAUUACCCUGGCGGGGGUGGCUCGCGCUUUCCAGGAGGUUAUGGAGGUGCUGGUGGCUACGGUGCUAAUGAUCACGAGCGUCCAUUGCCAGCUCCUCCCCAUGAUGGUCCUAACGAUAGUGCCCCAAGAGCUCGCCAGUAUAGCAGUCUCGGUGAGAACGGAUGUUAUAUUCAUAUGGCUGAAGAUCUGAUGCUCGAGUUUAAGCUUCAAGUAGAAAGACAAUAUCAGAAGGGCUUCGACCUAAUGCAGCGCGCUUAUACGGCUGAUGGUGACAAGAAGAGCCGGCAAGAUGCUCAAAAUCAAAAGAUUGAAAGUGACAAAACUAUUCAACUUUUAUCAUCUGCGCUGAGGCGCUACAAGAACUUACAUGUCAUUGAAGUAGCCGAGGAAGAGGAUGCCGCAGAAGGGCCAUCUCCUGCUAACCCGAUCGGGGAUAGAAAGGGGAAUCUCCGAAAGCCUCUAACUGGAACCCUGCAAAUUACGGUCAAAGCUGCUCGAGAACUCGAACAUGCACCACUCACUAGCAGCAAGAAAUCUAGUAAAUCCAAC
Molecule: messenger RNA, 795 nt
Organism: Acaulospora colombiana
Lineage: Eukaryota; Fungi; Glomeromycota; Glomeromycetes; Diversisporales; Acaulosporaceae
Source: the annotation of a GenBank genome assembly